This is a messenger RNA of Nannizzia gypsea CBS 118893, 1095 nucleotides long. RefSeq names its product CaaX farnesyltransferase alpha subunit. The transcript has 3 exons. Gene Ontology annotation, biological process: protein farnesylation; protein geranylgeranylation. Gene Ontology annotation, molecular function: protein farnesyltransferase activity; CAAX-protein geranylgeranyltransferase activity. NCBI's taxonomy places the organism in Eukaryota, Fungi, Ascomycota, Eurotiomycetes, Onygenales, Arthrodermataceae. The coding region runs from base 1 to 1095 and encodes 364 amino acids. The record is from RefSeq and is a predicted model, not a curated record. Gene Ontology annotation, cellular component: CAAX-protein geranylgeranyltransferase complex; cytoplasm; protein farnesyltransferase complex.
AUGUCAAAAUACUCCUCCGACCCCGCGUGGGCGUCAGUUACUCCCAUCCCUCUGGAUGAUGGGUCAAACCGCUUCACUGAGGUAGACAGAGAAAACGCCGCUGGUGACGAUGCUGUGACUACCUCCAACGUAGCUAGCGAGACAUUGCCGCUUGCAACAAUCGCCUAUUCCGAGGACUAUGCUGAGGCUACGGCUUAUCUGCGAGCUGUGAUGGCUGCCAACGAGAUGUCAGACCGGGCUCUUGAAUUGACCGAAGACGUGAUCCGAUCAAACCCGGCCCACUAUACCGUCUGGCUGUACAGAGCGCAAAUACUUAAAGCUCUGGGGAAAGAUCUAAAGGCUGAGCUUAACUGGCUCGACCAGCUAUCUACUAAAUACCUAAAGAGCUAUCAGAUAUGGCAUCAUCGACAGGUGAUAAUGUCCAAUGAAUCUGUCUUCCCUACCUUGCCUGAGGGUGAGCUGGAAUUCCUAGCGAAGAUGUUUUCUCUAGAUGCCAAGAACUAUCAUGUUUGGACAUACAGACACUGGCUACUCCGCCAUUUCAAGCUAUGGGACUCUCCUGCCGAGUUGGCGGACAUAGAGAGAAUGAUUGGCGAGGAUGUGAGGAACAAUUCCGCCUGGAACCAUCGGUGGAUCAUGCGGUUUGCGCCGCGGGAGGGAUUUGAUGGCGGAUUGCCUGGGGUAGGGACCACAGCUGGUGUUGGUGGCGCCGGUGCAGGCAGGAUGGUCGUUGUGGACGAGGAAAUGGUUGAUGGGGAGAUUGAGUAUGCGAAGCAGAAGACUGUGUUGGCUCCCGAGAACCGGAGCCCUUGGACAUAUAUGCGAGGUGUGCUUAAGGUUGCAGGUCGAAACUUGGCGGACCUUCAGGGCUUCGCACAGCGAUUCGUCGUUGAAGAGGUGGUUGAAGGGGGCCAAGGUGAGAUCUUGGUCAAGAGCAGCCAUGCGUUGGAGUGGCUGGGCGACGUGUAUGCCGAGCAGGCCAAUGAGGCUGAGGCAAAGUGCAGUGCGGUGCGGAUGUUUACGCUGCUGAAGGAUAAAUACGAUCCAGUCAGGAAGAAUUACUGGGAGUACCGGAUUAAAUCAUUAGACAGAUAG